Molecule: messenger RNA, 1233 nt
Organism: Hydractinia symbiolongicarpus
Lineage: Eukaryota; Metazoa; Cnidaria; Hydrozoa; Anthoathecata; Hydractiniidae
Product: BOS complex subunit TMEM147-like
Exons: 5
Coding region: 410-1099 (229 amino acids)
Source: RefSeq, a predicted model, not a curated record
AAGAUUUACUGAUGACAUUAAAAAUGUUCAUGCAAACGACUGUGUAUGCCACAGAGAAGUCCAAACAGAAUCUUGCAUCCUAGUAAAUGACCAAGCCAAUCAAUUACGCUGACACGCUCGGCAUUAAUCGGGUUUAUUACCGGGCUCUCCUGCUACCUGUUUUGGUUUUUAAUGCAGUAGAAUUUUAUGAUCAAUAAGCAUCUUAAACAUCACCCCUUAAACUAAACAAUGAAAACAUUAUUUUAAAAGAUUUUUUUAAAUGAAUACCUAUAAGUAACGUUUAAGUAAAAAGGUUUUUAAAAACUGUGCUUUCACGGAUUUUAUUUCGGGAAAUUGUACCCAACAAAGAUUGCACCGCGCGACAUCGGAAAACAGACGGACGCUGAUCGACGGGACGAAUUUUGGCAACAUGACGCUGUUUCAUUUUGGAAAUUGCCUUGCCCUCAGCAUUGGGCCCUACUUUAUUUUAUACAAAUGUUCUGGAUUAUCAGAGUAUCAAACCAUAUGGAAACUGGGCAAGGCAGGUCUGGCUUAUUUUCUCACUCAACUAUGCAAAAUGCUUGUUCUAGCAACAUUUUUUCCAAUGACAGAAUCAACAAGCACGCAACAUAUUGAUAUACUCAGCGAAUUUUUAAAAUCAACAAUGGACCUUAGUGAUUUAUUGGGACUACAUCUUCUGAUGCUUCGAAUUCCAGGACGUGGAGAACUUAAAGUCUUGGUUGCUGGCUUAGGAUGGGCCUCCUCUGAAUUUUUAACAACAAAGCUAAUCCCACUCUGGGUUGGUGCAAGAGCUAUUGAGUUUAACUGGAUACAUACACAGCUUAGUUUUGAUACAAAUAUUAGCUUGGUUCUUUACCUAACAAUUGCUGCAUUGAUCUGGCUGUGGUCACGAACCGAUUUACAAAAAGUUUAUUCUCCUGUUGUUGUGAUUCUACUUGCGCUGUGUUGUUACAGACCUUUGGUGUUAGAAAUAAUGUCGUACAUGUUCCACAUCUCGUCAUGGAGUCUGCUUAUCUUCAAAGCUGUGUAUACCUGUGGUAUUGGAGCGCUCGCCCUUCAAAUUUAUAUCGGUUUGGUUAAAACAUUAAAAACAUAUUAAGAUUUUAUCUCCUUUAGAUAUAAUUGUGUUAAAAGAUCAGAUUAAUUUUACUUGUGGCAAACAUGUCGGAGUUAAACUAGUUUUUAUAAAAGUUGUGCGAUAUGUAUUCUCUUGAACGAUAACAGACUCACCAA